Molecule: messenger RNA, 843 nt
Organism: Apodemus sylvaticus (European woodmouse)
Lineage: Eukaryota; Metazoa; Chordata; Mammalia; Rodentia; Muridae
Product: palmitoyltransferase ZDHHC3-like
Exons: 1
Coding region: 1-843 (280 amino acids)
Biological process (GO): peptidyl-L-cysteine S-palmitoylation; protein targeting to membrane
Cellular component (GO): endoplasmic reticulum; Golgi apparatus
Molecular function (GO): protein-cysteine S-palmitoyltransferase activity
Source: RefSeq, a predicted model, not a curated record
AUGUUCUCAUGGGUCCAAACCCACAGCACAUCUGAGCACAGCGCUGCCGGGCUAGAGACCCCACUUCAGGCCCCCAACCAACGCUGCUGGUUCAUAUUUGAUCCCUUUGGCAUCCUGUGUGCCACAGCCGCGUGGGCACUGGUGCUGAGUGGUGGAUGGGUACUGUUUCGGGACCUGCUUAUACCAUCUAACAACAUAUUGUACACAGUGGCCAAUGGUGUAGUCUUCCAUGUGCUGGCCUCGUUAGCACUCGUGUCUCACUUACGGACUAUGCUGACCGACCCAGGCUCUGUGCCCCUGGGUAACCCACCCGGACCUGAGACAGUGUCCUACUGUUCCGACUGUCACUCUGCCAUACCGAAGAGAACUUACCACUGUACAGUGUGCAAACGCUGCAUCCGCAAGAACGACCACCACUGUCCCUGGGUCAACAACUGCGUGGGUGAGGACAACCAGAAGUACUUCUUGCUUUUCACGAUGUACAUCGGGCUUACCUCGACCCACACUCUGCUCCUGCUGGGCAUCCCCGUCCUAUGCAGCUACACCCGGGGCGAAUGGAAUUGGAGCAGCAUAGUGUCCCCACCUCCCCCUAUGCUCUUCCUCCUCCUGGUGGCGUUGAUGGGCUUCCUCUUUGCCGUGGUGAUGCUCUGCAGUCAAAUGUGCGCCAUCUACGCAGACAAAACUACAUUGGAGCUGUUGUAUCAGAACACACACUCAGAGGGCAGACAGUCCAAGUGCGCAAACAUGAAGGCCGUUUGUGGCUCCCACAUCUCCCUGGCCUGGCUGAGUCCUUUCCACUCCCCAGAACGCUACAAAGUGAGUGAGCACAACAAUACGGCCUAA